This is a messenger RNA of Achroia grisella, 913 nucleotides long. Its product is annotated as zinc finger matrin-type protein 2. Lineage: Eukaryota; Metazoa; Arthropoda; Insecta; Lepidoptera; Pyralidae. The record is from RefSeq and is a predicted model, not a curated record. Gene Ontology annotation, cellular component: U4/U6 x U5 tri-snRNP complex; spliceosomal complex. The transcript has 3 exons. Gene Ontology annotation, biological process: mRNA splicing, via spliceosome. Gene Ontology annotation, molecular function: zinc ion binding; nucleic acid binding. The coding region runs from base 194 to 790 and encodes 198 amino acids.
GGGUGCCAAAUGCCCUGUAUUUUUAUUCUAUCUGUGCCUGCCUAUUUUAAGUUUAGUACUGUAAACAAAGUAAAAAACAAAUUUAUAUAGAAAGAAGUAUUUACUUAUUUUUCUAUAAAUUUAAUCAUUCUUGUAAAUAUCCAUUGUUGGUGAUAGUUCUAAAAGAUUAUUAAAAGUUACCUAAAUUUCCGAAAUGAGUAUGAGACCUGAUGACCAUCGUAGAAAAUGGGACAAGGAUGAAUUUGAGAAAAUCGCAGCUGAAAGAUUACAAGCAGAACUAGAUGAAGAGGAACGAUCUAAGAAAAAAGCUCCACCUGUUAAACGAGAACUCCUUAAACAAAGAGAUUACAAAGUAGAUCUAGACUCUAAAUUGGGAAAGAGUGUUGUCAUAAAUAAAAAUACACCAAGUUCUCAAUCGGGAGGAUACUACUGCAAUGUAUGUGAUUGUGUUGUUAAAGACUCCAUUAAUUUCUUGGAUCAUAUAAAUGGCAAGAAACAUCAAAGAAAUCUUGGCAUGUCUAUGAAAAUUGAAAGGAGUAGCUUAGAUCAAGUAAAGGCUCGCUUUGCACUAAAUAAACGGAAACUAGAAGAAAAGAAAAAUGAAUAUGAAUUAGAUACUCGACUAAGAGAAGCAGCAGAAGAAGAAUCAAGACUCAAGGAACUACGCCGUGAAAGACGACGCGACAAGAAACGCAAGCUUCAAGACAAUGACGAUGCUGACGAUACGCCUGCACAAUCAGAACUCGCUCAAAUAAUGGGUUUCUCUGGAUUUGGCGGAUCCAAAAAAUAAUAAAUAUAAUACAAUUUAGAUUAUUAGAAAUAUUUCUUUUUAUUUUCAAUACCCGUAUACACAGUGAAAUUGAUUGAAACAGAAGAAUUUAAUAUUAUUUAUUGUGCUGCAUUUAUUAAGGCA